Molecule: messenger RNA, 778 nt
Organism: Bombus pascuorum
Lineage: Eukaryota; Metazoa; Arthropoda; Insecta; Hymenoptera; Apidae
Gene: Rpb7
Product: DNA-directed RNA polymerase II subunit RPB7
Exons: 7
Coding region: 114-674 (186 amino acids)
Biological process (GO): DNA-templated transcription; transcription initiation at RNA polymerase II promoter; positive regulation of translational initiation
Cellular component (GO): P-body; RNA polymerase II, core complex
Molecular function (GO): single-stranded DNA binding; translation initiation factor binding; single-stranded RNA binding
Source: RefSeq, a predicted model, not a curated record
ACGGCGUUUGCGCGAAACAUACGAAAUGUGAGGUUAUGUUUGAAGGAAUUAUGCACAUUGUGUGAAUAGCCAUUAUAUUGCGUAUACAAACAUUUGGAGGAUCUGAUAUAAACAUGUUUUAUCAUAUAUCGUUAGAACACGAAAUUUUAUUACACCCUAGAUACUUUGGACCUCAAUUAUUAGAUACAGUGAAACAAAAACUGUAUACUGAAGUAGAAGGCACCUGUACAGGAAAAUAUGGUUUCGUAGUUGCUGUAACAACGAUAGAUAAUAUCGGCGCAGGGAUCAUACAGCCAGGACAAGGUUUUGUUGUGUAUCCUGUUAAAUACAAGGCCAUUGUAUUUAGGCCAUUUAAAGGAGAAGUAUUAGAUGCUAUAGUGACACAAGUAAACAAGGUUGGAAUGUUUGCUGAAAUAGGGCCACUUUCAUGUUUUAUAUCGCACCAUUCAAUUCCAGCAGAUAUGCAGUUUUGUCCGAAUAUCAAUCCACCAUGCUACAAAUCUAAAGAAGAGGAUGUAAUUAUUCAACCAGAUGAUGAAAUAAGAUUAAAAAUUGUGGGCACAAGAGUCGAUGCAACAGGAAUUUUUGCUAUUGGAACAUUGAUGGAUGAUUAUCUGGGUAAAUAUUUAUUUUAUCAGCCUAUUGAUUUCUUACAAUAUUAUUCAUUUCCAUAACACAUGUUUUCUUUUCUUUUAUAGGACUUGUGUGUAAUUGAAUACAAUCAAUAUAUAGAUUAUUUUAAUGUAAGUUUUGUAUAUAAAUUAAAAUAAUAUUUUAU